CCGCUCCUGUGUUGCUUGUCAAACUGCGCAGCGGAGGAAAUUCCGCAAAACGUAUGUAUUGUGAGUGUGCGUGAGGGAUAUUGCUCAAAUAACUAAGCUGUAUCUGCGAAGAUCUCUCGCAGGCGAGAGUUCAGAUACGUGAAGUGAAAUCAUACAUAAGAACGAAAUAUAUACUCGUACUUUUGCCUGUAGUGACUUGUAAGUAAUCGGCAAAGGCUCGGUGUAAAAAUCAACGGACAAAGGAACCUUUGUGCUAAUAUGACUCUCACGCUGCUGCGCACCUUUGACAAAGAUGAAAUUCUUGGCUGGUCACCUGUCCGUUUCGCAGAGGAAAUGGAGCAUUGGGAGUCUGUGGAAAUGGUUCUUAUUGAAGGAGCCUCUAUGAGUGACUUAGCUGUGACGAAGAGGAAGCUACAAGACUCGGAACGUGCGGCACUGAUCUUUGGCGAGCUCUGCAGGCGUAGGCUGGUGAGACUGCUCACCUUUGCCCUUCAACAGAGGCCUUGUCUGGUGCAAGCUGAGCUGCCGCUCAAUCGUUCCCCACUACACGAAGCGGCCCGCUCUGGCUGCCCAGCAACUGUCCGCUGUCUCAUUGCAGCAGGCGCUGUGGUCAGUGCUGCCGAUGACCACGGCAUGACUCCACUACACGAAGCAGCAGCCCACUCCAACGACUUCACUGUGCGCAUACUUCUAGAUGCUGGCGCCGUUCCUGACACCACAGACAAUGGAGGGAGAACGGCUCUGCACUAUGCGUCCAGAAGUGGUUCCGCUGCCUGCAUCCAGCUUCUGCUGGCAAAGGGUGUGCCUGUGGACCAUGUAAGUGCUGAUGGCUGUACUGCUCUCCACGAGGCCGCCACCAGCCCCAGUGCCCACGCCGUCCGCUUGCUGCUGGACGCUGGUGCUGACAAACAUGCAAAGUCUGCUUCUGGCUGGACAGCUCUACACUGGGCCGCCAGCAGGGGUCGACUGUACGCUGUUAUGAUCUUACUGGAAGCUGGCAUUAGUGUGGAUGUGAAGACAGUGGAUGAGGAAACGCCUCUUCACCUUGCAGCAACCCUCACAUUGUGCGAUGUUUGGGAGGCUCUCGUCAGGGCUGGAGCAGAUGAAGGAGCUGUGGACAAGAAUGGUCGGACACCAAAGGAACGAGCUGCAGAUAAGUCAGUGCCUAAUGUUGUAGGGUAUGACAUUCGUGGAACAAGCACCAGCGAUAUAUCACCAAACCAGUCUCACAUUCCUCUGGGAGCGGCAAAUGAUGCUCCAUUGAUAUCCAGUGGUAAUGUCUGUGAUUCAGAGAAUCUCCCUGCUGAAGAUUCAGUUGUGCCAUUAAGCAGUGCGUCACCAAAUUCUACAACACAACAAGCAGUAACAACAACUGCUGAAGAAGAUAAAGGAACAGGUGUAGAGGGUGCACCAUCAGUUUCUGGUCAAACAGCAGACAAUAAGGGUAGCUUAUUGUAUGAGACAUCAAGCAAUAGUAUCUGUGAGACUGAGGAACUAACUGUGCCUUUAAGCAGUGUGACACUAAAUUCUACAACACAACAAACCAUAACAGACUUCCAAGAAGAUGAAGGAGCAAGUGUAGAGUGUAUGUCAGCAGUUUCUAGUCAAAGAACAGACAGCAUGCAUAGUUCAUCGUGUGAGGAAUACAGUGAAUUGAGUGAUGAAACAGGGAGUGCUGAUGAAACAUAUAGUGGUGAGCUACUGGAGAGUGAUGAAGAAACAGACAGUGGUGAUGAAACGGCGAGCGAUGAAGAAAUGGGCAGUGAUGAGGAAACAGGCAGUGGUGCAGAUGAAGAAGAUGCUUCUUCCUACAUCAGCUCAGCAAAUGAAGAAAUAGAUAAAGUCUCAGAAAGAGGGUCAGUUAAGGAACUUUUCUCCCCUAUUCUGACAACUAAUACAAUAAUGCAUUAUGAGGGACCUCCAUUGUUCCAUACUUUGGGAACUGUUGGCACUUCCUCAAAAUACAACCAACAAGAAACAAAAUUUCAAGGAAAAUUUAGAGGAAGAGGACGCGGAGCUCCUAGAGGUACUCGUGGGAGAGCAGCAGCAUAUACCACCAGAUCAGUGGCAUCAGCAUCAAGACAAGAAAAUGUCAGUCAAUCUCCACAUUCACAAGGAAGUAGACAGCAUGGUAGGAGCAAUGAGAAAGUAAUCAGAAGAGGAAAUGUUAAUGGUUCUGUAUAUCAACAUGCAACAAGGCAAGGUGAUGGAAAUUGUGGCCAACCAAAUACAGUUCUGUUUGGAGGUGGAUCAAUCCAGCCACAUACCAAACAACAACCUAGUGUGAGAGAUGACUAUAAGAACAGAGAGCCUCAUAUGGCAGCAGACAAGAAAAACAAAAAGAUAAAACACCCAAAAUCUGUAUCAAAACAGCAAGGAGAUUCUAAUGCGGAACACAAGAAGCAAAAGCGACCUGAUUCCCAGCAUGGUGUAAGUCAUCACAAAAAAAGACAUGGUGAAAGUCACCAUGGCAGUCAGCGUGGUGGAGGUUACGGUAAUCAAAACAGUGAAGGUCAACAUGGUAAUCAACAUGGUGGAAGUCAUUAUGGCAAUCGACAUGGCAAAGGCCAUCAUAGUAAUAAAUCUAGUGAAAGUCAUAGCAGUAAUCAGUUUGGGGAAACUAAUAAUGGUAAUCGACAUGGUGAAGGCCAUAGGGGUAAUCGACAUGGUGAAGCUCAUUUCGGUAAUCAGUCUGCUGGUCACCAUGGUAAUGGUCAUUAUGCUAAUCGACAAGGGGAAAGUCGGGCUGGUAAGUGGAAUGGUGCGGGCCGUGGUGGUAAGAGCCAUGGCAGAAGUUGAGGAGGUAAGAGUUGAUAAGUUACUGAGUAGAUGGGUUGCUGCUAACUAUAUCAUAAACUUAAGCUGAGAAUAAAAAGAGGAAUACAAUAUCUGAAUCUACAGCAAACUAGUGUACAGUUGUUGCAACUGUCAAUACAGUGGGCAGCUGUGGUAUAACGGACUUUUAUUUUAAUAUCUGUACACAAUAAAACAUUUACAUUUACAUUGGAAGAAAGAACAUAGACAAUGUCUAGUAGGAAACAUCAGAGUGAUGAACAAUGAUAAGCUGCAGUUUUUAUUGUUGCAGAAUUUGUGCUUCAUGUACAAAUGUGUUACAGGGGAGGACUGAUGCUGCAGAUCUCAGAGUUGAAUACUCCACUGGGAACACUCCUCUGGGUGUAAAGAACAAUGUGAGAAUGUCACCAGAUCCAACUGUGAAUGUGUGUGUUAGUGCUGAUAUAACUACGUUAAGACGGAUAAAUGGAACAUCCAAUUUAUUUUAAUGUGUGGAAACUGCUGUUUCCUGUCGAGGUCAUUCCUGUACAUGAGGCAUGUCAGGUGGUACAAUACUAUGGAUUCCAUUUUAAAAUCUUAACAGGUUCUGUAAGCUGUUUCACAGCUGUGAAGAGGGCAAAGUUGUAUGAGCACUGUUGGGUUCUAGCAAGCUUUGAGAUUUAUGGUUGCUGUAAUUUUUACUUUUCAAACAAUUUUUUCUAAAUAAAACUAAAAAAGAAACUUUCUAUAAAAAAGCUUCUAAAAGACUUUUGUGCAUUCACAGUGUGUAUGUAUAUAAGUGAGAUUAUACAAUGACUGCCUGCUGUGACAUAUGUGCUGAAUAUUUGCUCAGACUGUAGCUGUUUUCACAUGAAACAUUUGUGUUUCAGAAAGGGGACAUGACUGAAAUCUUGGCAUCACAGAAGUGACCCAUCUUAGACAAGUGUACAUUUACUGGUACCUGACUAGUACCACAUACAUGAGUAUGUAGGAAACAUGCUGCUAUAGGACAAAUUAUAAAUGAGAGUAAUUUUUUACCUCUGGAUUAUACUGCAGAAUAGUUUUAUGUAAUGUGCUAGCAAGGAGCAGUUCAUGUUUUGUACUGCUGUAAUUUAGGAUGAUGUUAUUCUGAUGUUAAGUGAACAUGAUUGUUGAAUCCAAUGAUCACAGUUGAACUCUAUAUCUUUCUUUUUUGUUCAUGAGAGGCUUUUGAAACUUUUAUCAGCAAUAACACAGUUUUUGGAAUCUGGAAUUCCAUAUGUACUCUCAAGACUGGAUUUAAUUGGUGUACUGAAUGAUUAGUUAUGUGUUGUUGAAAUAUUUGUGUAAAUAUGAUAAGUAGAAUGUCCUGAGGGGAGUAAAGGUAACAACUCACCCUGUAGUUGAGACAUUGAGCAGUUGAUAGGCACAAAAACAAGAGUGAAAAUGUGACUACAUUCUACAUUGUACUGGCUCUGCAGCUCUGAAGAGAAACAUUAUCCGAACACCUAGCAACAAUUUCAGCAUUUGUAUGUGUCUCAUCCAUUCAGUGCCUUGUCUAUACAUUGAUUUUGGUAUGUUCCAUGAUAUAUUAGUAUGUUUAGUGUGUUUAAUGUGCUAUUUUUCCAGUAAAUAGCUUACUGCAUUUUUUUAUGUGUCAGUGACCAUUUAUUUUGCUAUGUUUAUUUUAUGGUAUUUAAUUUUCAUUGGUUUACUCAGUUUUGUUUGUGUGAUGUGUAAUAGUUUCUUAAUUCUCAUUUUGUUGGCUUAAUUUCUUGUGUCUGAGAGUUCUGUACAAUUAAUUUAGAUAAUUUAUAAAUUACAUAAAUCUUUGUUUUCUUCUUUUUCCUGGCCUUACCCCAUAUCUUCAGGGGUUUCAGCAUGUUAAUGUGGAUUUGGCAAUGGCAGUGGUAGAGGGUGGCUGGAUGCGCUGUCACUACCCAUUUUUCUUCAUACGGAAUUUGUGUACCCCUCUUGUCUGCGUCUGUUGUUAAGUUGUGAAAGUGUGCGAAUAUUUUUCCAAAUGUUUGCGAAUAGUGUAACUGAGGUGGAACUAGGGCACCCGUCCAGUAUUCACCUAGACGGAUGUGAAAACUGCGUAAAGACUGUCCUGCAAACCAGCCCUUAUGGUUAAUCUGCCAUGCAGAAUUGAUGCAGGACAGGUGUGCCUCCCCUAAUUCAGGAAGCAGCAUGCUAACAUGCAUGGCAAUCUGGAUAGAUCUGUAAAAGAGGUAACUACUUUUUGCAAAUUUUUUAGAUAGAGAGCAGCAUGCAUUGUUCUGAAUGAACAUAUAGAUACUGUUCUGUACAUAGGUUACAAGAUGGCUCAUAGUGAAGCAGUAUGGUCCUGACAUUAGUGAGAAGAUUGUGUCACUCUUUGAAUGCAAGGGUAAAUAAAAUGCAAACCAGACUUUGUGUUUUAUGUGCCUUUUUGUAAAUGGAGAAAGGCAUGAUCUCUGCUCAUUGUUGCUUUCAUUUCCAGUGAUAGUUCUGUACAGCUAAAAGUUUUCAUACUAUUACUUUAAUCUGAAUCAAAUGUCAGUGCAAGAGGUACCAUCAUCUGUUGCGUAACACAUUAUAGUGAAGUAUUCACAACAGACGGUGUAAAACCACCCAACAUUUUGAAAAGACUUGUGGCACAGUUCGGGGAUAAUACUCUGAAAAAGACUCAAGUGCACACAUGGCACAAACAGUUUUAACAAGAAAGAGAAACUGUUGAGAAUGCAGCUCACCAAUAUUGCCGGAAGACCAGUAUGACUGAAGAGAAUAUUUACAUUGUUAGCUAGCUUAUUGACAACGAAUGACAUAUAACAAUUCUUAAAUUUGCUACUGAGGUUGGCACAAGCUCCAGUAAUACUCGGGCAAUCGUUACUGAUAACCUUGAAUUUUGAAAAGAGAUGGAAAGUGGGUACCUCAUCUUUUCACCAAGCAACUACCCGAACUCAGCAAAACAUUCAGGAAUUGUUCUGGAUCACACUAGAUCAUCCUUCCUACAAUCUGCAAUUAUUGCCCUGAGAACUUCAUUUGUUUGCACCACUAAAGGAAGCAGUCAGGGAACACAGAUUUGACAUCAGUGGCGUUGUCAAAGUGAUUCUGCACAACUGGCUGCUGUCACAGACACAUUCAUUUUACAAAAAUGGGAUCAAGGAACAGCCUAUCCACUGGGAAAAGUUUGUUUCCCAUUCAAGAGACUAUACAGAAUUGUAUGAAUUUUAUCUGAAGCUUAAACAACCUCUUAAAAAGAAAUGCCAGUAUAUAUUUGAUUCAAACUCGUAUUAUGACAAGCCCUGAAUAAUGCAUUCUAUGGAAUGUGUUAAGGCAGAGGUUGCGGUGAUCUUUGGCAGUGGUGACACAGGUGUUCUUAAUGCAUUGUCAGUCAUCAGGUCACAUAAUUAGUGGUAUUGUUAAAAUAUGAAUCCUUUUGGUAAGCUGAAUGCGUCUAGUAAGGCACUACUUACGUGGAGAACUGCCAAAGCAAUAUCCAUUAUACUUAUGUGAUUCUCUAUGUUUUAAUUGUGCAUCUUUUACUCAUUCCAUAUCUUCUGUUUAAAUGUAAGAAAAUAAAAAAAAAUUUAAAAAAAUGAUGAACUCCUGGUAUUUAAUACAGGAAAAUAAAUGGGAAAAUGUUUAGAACUAGGUGCAUACAACCUAAUCUAAUACUGUUGUAGAACUAAUGCAUGGUUGGGGUGGGAGUGCUUUUAUGUACAAAAAUCUAAGUUGACUCCCAAGCCUUAUGUAUUAUAGAAUAUUGAAUUGAACAACAGUGGGUCUAAAACACACAAGCUGUUAAUACUAAUAGUUUACAAGUCAUAAUUUAAC
Molecule: messenger RNA, 6570 nt
Organism: Schistocerca cancellata (South American locust)
Lineage: Eukaryota; Metazoa; Arthropoda; Insecta; Orthoptera; Acrididae
Product: hornerin-like
Exons: 2
Coding region: 259-2799 (846 amino acids)
Cellular component (GO): nucleus; cytoplasm
Molecular function (GO): protein binding
Source: RefSeq, a predicted model, not a curated record